This is a messenger RNA of Lasiosphaeria miniovina, 1611 nucleotides long. RefSeq names its product putative cytochrome P450 monooxygenase. The record is from RefSeq and is a predicted model, not a curated record. The transcript is spliced from 4 exons. The coding region runs from base 1 to 1611 and encodes 536 amino acids. Lineage: Eukaryota; Fungi; Ascomycota; Sordariomycetes; Sordariales; Lasiosphaeriaceae. Gene Ontology annotation, molecular function: iron ion binding; heme binding; monooxygenase activity.
AUGGCAACAAGUGCAGGAAGCUUCAGCGUCCCGAGUUCGGUGCCCUGGGCCGACUUGGCCUUCAAGUCGAUGCCCGACCCGUCGGCCAAAGCACUACCCUACCUCAUCACAGCGAUCCUACUCGCCUUUGCUGUGUACUCGCUCAGCCACAGCAGCAGGCUGGGGUGGGCGGACGACGGCAUCCCGCACCUCAACCCGCGGGGGCCGCUCGAGUUCACCGACGCGGGGCCCAAGAAGCAGUUCGUGGCGGGCGCGCGGCAGCUAGUGGCAGCGUGGUUCGCGGCGCACCCAGACCGACCAGCGCGCAUGACGAGCGACUUUGGCGACGUGACGCUGCUGCCACCGAGCCUGGCCAACGAGAUCCGCAACGAUGAUCGCCUGAGCUUCUCGCGCUGGACCUACAAAGCCUUCCACGCCCACCUGCCCGGCUUCGAGGGCUUCCGCGAGGGCAGCCGCGACUCGCACAUUGUCCAGGCCGUCAUCCUGAAGGAUCUCACAAAGUACCUAAACAAGGUCACGGCGCCGCUGUCCGAGGAAACGGGGCUGACCCUCGCUGAACUGCUGCCCACCGGGGAUGGCAAAGAAUGGCAAACAAUCAACCUGCGCGAGACCAUGCUGCGAGUCGUGGCGCGCAUCUCGUCGCGCGUGUUCCUGGGCGAGGAGCUGUGCCGCGACGAGGCGUGGCUAGACGUGACGCGCAACUACACGCUGGCGGCGAUGGCAGCCGCGGCGGAGCUGCGGCUGUGGCCUUCGCCUACACGUCUCGUCGUGCACUGGUUCCUGCCGUCGUGCCGGCGGGCGCGGGCGCUAGUCGCAGCAGCGCGCCGCGCCAUCGAGCCCGUGCUAGAGCAGCGGCGGCGGGCCAAGCGGGAGAAUGCCGAGUCGGCGGCCAUGUUCGACGACGCGCUCGAGUGGUUCGAGCGGACGGCCGGCGGCAGGGACUAUGAUGCGGCCAUCGCCCAGCUGUCCAUCUCCAUGGCCGCCAUCCACACUACGACUGACCUCGUGUGCCAGGUGCUGCUGGACUUGGCCGCGCACCCAGACGUGGUCGAGCCACUGCGCGAGGAGAUUGCCGCCGCGCUUCGUGACGGCGGCUGGCGCAAGACGUCGCUGUACAACAUGCGCCUACUAGACAGCGUCAUCAAGGAGACCCAGCGCCUGAAGCCCAUUGGCAUUGUGGCGAUGCGCCGAGUCGCUCUCUCAGACGUGACGCUCUCCGACGGGACGGCGAUCCACAAGGGCAGCGUGGUAGCCGUGUCGAGCCACGGCAUGUGGGACGAGGCGGUGCACGCCAACGCAGACACGUGGGACGGGCAGCGGUUCCUGCGCAUGCGCAGCGGCAGCGGCGGCGAGCACGCGGCGCAGUCGGUCAGCACGGGGCCGGACCACCUGGCGUUCGGGCACGGGCGCCACGCGUGCCCCGGCCGCUUCUUCGCCGUCAACGAGGCCAAGAUCGCCCUCGCCCACCUGCUGCUCAAGUUCGACUGGCGCCUGCCCGCCGGCGCGCCGCCGCCCGUGGCCCGCGCCAUGGGCUUCAACCUCGCUGCCGACCCGUUCGCCAGCAUGCAGUACCGCCCGCGCGAGCCCGAGGUCGAUGUUGAUGCCCUGUAG